This is a messenger RNA of Ictalurus furcatus (blue catfish), 927 nucleotides long. It is a transcript of the gene bcl2l10, whose product is annotated as BCL2 like 10. Gene Ontology annotation, biological process: regulation of apoptotic process; intrinsic apoptotic signaling pathway in response to DNA damage; extrinsic apoptotic signaling pathway in absence of ligand. The record is from RefSeq and is a predicted model, not a curated record. The transcript is spliced from 3 exons. Gene Ontology annotation, molecular function: protein homodimerization activity; protein heterodimerization activity. The coding region runs from base 243 to 779 and encodes 178 amino acids. NCBI's taxonomy places the organism in Eukaryota, Metazoa, Chordata, Actinopteri, Siluriformes, Ictaluridae. Gene Ontology annotation, cellular component: mitochondrial outer membrane.
AUAAAAUUCUAAAUUCUUGAUGAUGUCUACUGGUCAGUGUUAAGGCUGCAUCUGUCUUUUGCUCUACAAAACAAAGAACAAACCGCCUUCGUAUCAACACAGACUUCAGUGUGAAACUUCUCCAGAGCGUCCUCCGGUUUACGUGUUCUCUAGAAAAGCUGAAAGACUCGCGCAGCCCAGCCAGGAGACGCCAAAUUGUCGAAGAAAUUAGACAACACUCGCAGACUCGACCUCUGAAGAAAAUGUCCUGUUGGUUAAGGAAAGAGACUCUGAUGCUGGCAGAAGACUACAUCGACUUCUGCAUCGGGAAACAGCAGAUGCCUCCCAGCAAGUCGGCCGAGGCCAUGCGCCGUGUGGCGAAGGAUCUGGAGCUCCAGUACAAGACCAAGUUCCUGUCUAUGUCGCACACGUUCCUGGCGACGUGCGGCUUGAAAUCGGACCGGAGCACCUGUCUGCGCAGCAUCAUGACCUUGCUGGUGGAGGACGGAAAGCUGAACUGGGGAAGAAUCGUCUCGCUGUUCGCUUUCACGGGCGUCGUCGCCACCAAGAUGUCCUCCAGAGGAGACGGAGUGGAGAGCUGCAGGAAGCUCGCCGAGACCAUCGCUGAUUACCUGGUCAAAGAGAAGAGCGACUGGCUGCUGGAGAACGGAGGCUGGGACGGCUUCUGCAGGUUCUUCAGCAGCACCGAUCACGUCAGUUACGAUUCGUCCAUGAAGACGGCGCUGUUCGCGGCCGCGGGAGUCGGCUUGGCUGGACUGACCUUCCUCCUAGUGCGCUGAGCCACACGUCCCAGUGUCCUCGUUCUCGCCGCCACUUUCUGUUUUAAACUCCGAGGGAAAAGCUCGAGUUCUCAGACGAACUAUUUCUUACACCUUCAUGCAUCUUAAUUAUGGCUUAGAGAUCAUUAAAAAUCACUCCUGAAAUUCA